AUGUCAGCGCUGUUUAUGAUCGGAGGCGUGGCGGUGUACCCGGCGGGCUGGAGCGAGACCGCCGUGCUGGAGACCUGCGGCCCCACUGCAGACCAGUACAAUAUUGGUCGUUGUCACGUGCGGUGGGCGUACUUGCUGGCUGUCAUCGGGUGUCUAGACGGCGUCGUUCUCGCCGCACUCGCCUUCAUCCUGGCGACGCGACACGUGCGCCUGCAACCUGACACCUCAUAUCCUGCUGACUUAUACAAAGGUGAAGUAAACAACGCGUACGUAACGGACGCCACAUCUGUGUCGGGGUCGAGGAAGUCCCUCGCUCUACAGCCUGUGCUGCUGAUGCAUCCUCACGCGCCGCUCGACAUCGACACGUACUCACACUACUCGGGCCGAACUGCGCGCUCGAAGCACGGCAUCUACGCGAACACUAUGCAUAAUUAUCAGUUG
Molecule: messenger RNA, 441 nt
Organism: Brenthis ino (lesser marbled fritillary)
Lineage: Eukaryota; Metazoa; Arthropoda; Insecta; Lepidoptera; Nymphalidae
Source: the annotation of a GenBank genome assembly